Chelonia mydas (Green sea turtle) is the source of this 3097-nucleotide messenger RNA. It is a transcript of the gene GPR22, whose product is annotated as G protein-coupled receptor 22. NCBI's taxonomy places the organism in Eukaryota, Metazoa, Chordata, Testudines, Cheloniidae. Gene Ontology annotation, cellular component: membrane. Gene Ontology annotation, molecular function: peptide binding; G protein-coupled receptor activity. The transcript is spliced from 3 exons. The coding region runs from base 1517 to 2818 and encodes 433 amino acids. Gene Ontology annotation, biological process: G protein-coupled receptor signaling pathway. The record is from RefSeq and is a predicted model, not a curated record.
CUCUGCAGUGAAGAGAAGCGACAAGGUAGGCUGUCAUUCUGCAAAAGCUGUCCAUAGUAAGCUUUCCUCUCUGAGAAGUAUUGCUGUUCCUUUUUAGAAAGGCUGAAUCUAAAUGCUGUCUCUGGAGACCAGAAGCCUUCAGUAUGUUAAAUUACUUUCAUUAUGUAUUUUCAGAUGCUUAUUGAUUCUACAAUAGGAUGAGUGGGAGACUGCAGCAGCCUCUAAAGCAGCACUACAUGUAUACAUUAGCAGUAUGCUGAAACAAUGGCACAGCACAGGCACAAAUUUUCAUUAAGGUCAUUUUUUGAAGAAAUGCUUAUGACCCUCUUUCCCCUGUACUCUGCUAACAAGUGAACAACAUGAAUCCCUCAAAACUGGAACUGCUUCAUCUGCAUCGAGAACUGAUCAAAUCCUUAGUAGAGGGCAUGCAGCAUCUAAUUCAGUUUUACUACUGACAAUAUGAAGAAUGCAAUUGACUGGACAUCUUUCUAGCUGUCUGAUCUACGAGCUGCAAGAUGUACUUAUAAUAUAUAGUCUUAAGAAAUGAAGGAAUUAGAAUAAAAACAUGGAACAGGUUCUAUUUCUACGUAAGUGUUUAACACUUCAACAAUAUACAUAGAAGAUUAGCACAUCUGCUCAUAUUUUCAUGAAAAGAAGAUUAAUAUAAUGGUUUAUUCCUAAAACAAAAUGGUGAGCAUAUCUUAAAAAGGGAUUUAUAAUUUAAAACCAGAUUUAUGGAAACUACUGAUUCAUGAAGAAACAAUGAAACAUGAAUUCCCAAAAGGAGACUGUGCAUACUUCAUCAGCAAGCUAAACAAGGCUUUAAUCAAGCUUUUUCUACACUACAUAUUAAGUCACUUAUUUGUCAUAAUGACUAAUGGAUAUUUUUUCUCUGAAUUUUAUGACCUGUUAUGUAUUCUCCUUUAAUGAAAAUAAACCAAAUUAAGCAGUCCAUGGUUUUCAUCAAAGCACAUGAACUGGAUUUUACAAUGUAAAACAACUUAUGUGACAAAGCCAUCACUCUAAAGUAAUGAGAAGUAUUAUAAAACCAAAUGUGCAAUUGUAACUAAAGGAUGCCUAAAUAUAUUUUUGAAGCCAGAAAUUGGAUGUGUCUGUUUUUAUUUUCAUUUAUCCUGGAAAAUAAAAAUAUACUGCCAUGAGAUACAAAGGGGGAAAUAAUUUAAUGUCACUUAAAAGAAGUUUUGUUUUUACUGGUGGCUUUAAAAAGCAGAACAACCAACCAAUAUGCACUGGUCUGUAGAAAUAUUUCAGGAAAUUAAGUCCUUUUGUUCAAUCACAAAAUCUUGCUGCUGAAGUGUUGGAACCAAAAAAAAAGAAAGAAAGGAAACAUUCUGCAAGGGAUGAAAUAGAGCACAGCUACAACUCAGCUGCCAGGUGAAAUGCAUGUCAAAAUUCUGUCAGUGACACCAUGUAUCAAUUUAUGACAAGCUGCUACAGUGAGCUGAAAGGCCCUUGAGGCAACAGAAAACAGGACAAAAACAACUGCAACAAAAGAAUGUGCUUCUCUCCCAUUCCGGAAGUCAACAUGCAGUCUGAAUCUAACAUUACAGUUCAAGAUGCCAUUGAUGACAUCAACACCAAUAUGUACCGAGCACUGUCAUAUCCAUUAAGCUUUCAAGUUUCUCUCACUGGAUUUCUGAUGUUAGAAAUUGUGUUGGGACUUGGCAGCAACCUCACCGUGUUGGUACUUUACUGCAUGAAAUCCAACUUAAUCAAUUCUGUCAGUAACAUUAUUACAAUGAACCUUCACGUACUUGAUGUAAUAAUUUGUGUGGGAUGUAUUCCUCUAACUAUAGUUAUCCUUCUGCUUUCACUGGAGAGUAACAGUGCUCUAAUUUGCUGUUUCCAUGAGGCUUGUGUUUCUUUUGCAAGUGUUUCAACUGCAAUCAACGUUUUUGCUAUCACUUUAGACCGAUAUGAUAUCUCUGUAAAACCUGCAAAUCGAAUUCUGACAUUGGGAAGGGCUGUGAUGUUAAUGACAUCAAUAUGGAUUGUCUCUCUUUUCUCCUUCCUGAUUCCCUUCAUUGAAGUCAAUUUUUUCAGUCUUCAAAGUGAAAGUACUUGGGAAAAUAAGACUCUUUUGUGUGUCAGUGUAAAUGAAUACCACACUGAACUAGGAAUGUACUAUCAUCUCCUAGUACAGAUUCCAAUUUUUUUCUUCACUGUUAUAGUAAUGCUAAUUACAUACACCAAAAUACUCCAGGCUCUUAAUAUUCGAAUAGGUACAAGAUUUACAACAGGACAAAAGAAAAAAGCCAGAAAGAAAAAGACUAUUUCUUUGACUACACAACACGAGACUACUGAUGUGUCACAAAGCAGUGGCGGGAGAAAUGUAGUCUUUGGCGUAAGGACUUCAGUUUCAGUAAUAAUUGCCCUACGGCGAGCUGUAAAACGACAUCGUGAACGACGGGAAAGACAAAAGAGAGUCUUCAGAAUGUCCCUGUUGAUUAUUUCAACGUUUCUUCUCUGCUGGACACCCAUUUCUGUUUUAAACACUACAAUUUUAUGUCUGGGCCCAAGUGACCUUUUGGUAAAGCUGAGAUUAUGUUUUCUAGUUAUGGCAUACGGAACAACCAUAUUUCACCCUCUACUUUAUGCAUUCACUAGGCAAAAAUUUCAGAAGGUCCUGAAAAGUAAAAUGAAAAAACGAGUCGUUUCAAUAGUGGAAGCAGAUCCCAUGCCGAAUAAUGCUGUAAUACAUAACUCAUGGAUGGAACCUAAAAGGAACAAACAGAUUAAUUUUGAAGACAAUGAAGUAAGGCAGAAAUGUUUAGUACCUCAGGUUGUCACUGACUAGAUUUCAGUAAAGUAUUCACCAAAUCAUCCAAGAGGAAAUAUAUGAACAAACUGUAGAAAAUACUGCCAAAUAAGGGAAACUUUUUAAAUAUUGGCUAGACUGUACAUUUUCAAUAUAUAAUAUAGAUUAGGCCUUGUAUAUUCAAUUUCUUCAUUACUUAAUAUACAUGUUGCAUGGCAGUUUGAGUAAUAUCGUGUAUAUUUGUCAAAAGAUAUUAAUGUAAGUCAUAUUUUCUAAAAAAUAAAUAGCCUUAAAGCAGUGUACACUUUUAAAAACAAA